GAGCGGAUAGCAUACGCAAUAGCAUGAGCGAAUCACGUGCCCGCCUCUUCCAAAACCCCGCCCACUUCGUUUCAUUCACUCAGCAAUACGGACAUAGCUAAUACACAGUAUUUAUGAUCCGACAGCUUCAGUCACUGGUCACGGUAUCGUUAAAUUCACGCAGAGCGACCGACACCAUUCAUAUGCCAGUGUUACAGAGCACAAUUUGAAUCUCUCAUUGUUGUUUGAAUUACAAUUUAGUUCCGAAGUAGAUAAAAAUGGAGAACGGCCUGGAAAGCACAGGAGACAGUCGCCUGGACCAGGCUGUCACGCAGUGGUUACAGUAUGACAAGAAUCCAAAGACGGCUGCUGCCGUGCGGUCUAUGGUUAAAGAUAAAGCCAUGUCAGAACUGCAGAGGUGUUUCGGGGCCCGAAUGGAGUUUGGCACAGCAGGACUGAGAGCCGCCAUGGGACCUGGAGUGUCCUGCAUGAAUGACCUCACCAUUAUACAGACCACUCAGGGUUUCUGUGCGUACCUGGAGCAGUGUUUUCCAGAUCUGAAGGAAAGGGGUGUGGUGAUUGGUUUCGAUGCUCGAGCUCACCCUCCUAGUGGCGGCAGCAGUAAAAGAUUCGGCUGCCUCGCUGCUUCUGUCUUCAUCAGUCGAGGAGUCCCAGUCUACCUCUUUCGUGACAUCACACCCACUCCAUACGUGCCUUUUACUGUGUCACAUCUAAAACUGUGUGCUGGUGUCAUGGUAACAGCCUCCCACAAUCCCAAACAAGAUAAUGGAUAUAAGGUGUACUGGGCAAAUGGAGCUCAGAUCAUUCCUCCUCAUGAUAAGGGCAUUGCUGCAGCUAUUGAACAAAACCUUGAGCCGUGGCCUGAAUCAUGGGACACAGAUAAAGCUCUUCAGAGUUCCCUCCUCAAUGACCCAUACCAGGACAUACACAGAGAAUACUGCCAAACCAUACAGCAGCACUGCUAUCACAGGGAGCUGAAUAAGAAUACAGAAGUGAAGAUUGUCCAUACAUCAGUUCAUGGAGUGGGACAUUUUUUUGUCCAGGCUGCUUUUAAGGCUUUUGACCUUCAACCUCCAUAUGCUGUGGAAGAGCAGAAAGAUCCUGACCCGGAGUUCCCCACCGUCAAAUACCCCAACCCUGAGGAGGGAGAGGGCGUCCUGACGCUGUCCUUCGCACUUGCAGAUAAAGAGGGAGCAACUGUUAUUCUGGCAAAUGACCCCGAUGCUGACCGACUAGCUAUUGCAGAGAAGCAGAAAAGUGGGCAGUGGAGGGUAUUCUCUGGGAAUGAGUUGGGUGCUUUGCUCGGCUGGUGGAUUUUCCAAUGCUGGAAGCAGCAGAAAGGAGAGGGAAAAGCCUCCAUUAAGGAUGUAUACAUGCUAUCCAGCACUGUCUCCUCAAAAAUCCUCCGUGCCAUUGCUGUGAAAGAGGGCUUCCACUUUGAGGAGACUCUAACAGGCUUUAAAUGGAUGGGAAACAGAGCCAGAGAUCUCAUGGACCAGGGAAAAGCUGUUCUGUUUGCCUUUGAAGAAGCUAUUGGUUACAUGUGUUGUACUGCAGUUUUGGACAAAGAUGGUGUGAGUGCGGCUGCCAUUGCUGGCGAGUUUGUCUCUUACCUGGCUUCUAAAAAUAAAAGUCUGUCCCAUCAACUCAGAUCCAUUUAUGAGGAGUAUGGUUACCACAUUACCAAGAAUUCCUACUUUAUCUGCCACAACCAAGACACCAUAAAGCGGUUGUUUGAGCGUCUUCGGAACUACGACGGGGAGAAUUCGUACCCUAAAGAGUGCGGGGGCUUUGCCAUCACAGCCGUGAGAGACCUUACGACUGGCUAUGACAGCCACCAGCCCGACAACCAGGCUGUUCUGCCCACCAGUAAAAGCAGUCAGAUGAUUACCUUCACUUUUGCUAAUGGGGGCGUGGCUACAAUGAGGACCAGCGGCACAGAGCCUAAAAUCAAAUAUUACACUGAACUCUGUGCUGCACCAGGAAACAGUGAUCUUAACCAGUUGAAAACUGAAUUGGAUAAUUUGGUUGAUGCCAUUGUGGAACACUUCUACCAACCUGAGAAAAACGGCUUGACUCCUCGACCACAGUGAGAGACACAAUCAAACAGGAUUACAAAGAUAUUCAUAUCAUUCUGCUGUUAGUCUUAACCUAUAACCACUAUUAUUAAAUAUUCUGAGUCUUAAUCUAAGGAGAUUUUCUCAUUAUGUAGAUCAAAGCGGGUGCCACAUGAACCGAACUAUUGCCUUUUGCAUUUACAUUUUUCACAACUCACAUUUUUCUAAUCUGUUAUGGGAUAAAAUAAUAUAUGACUUUUUUUUUCAUUUGUCUUUUUUGACCUACAGUAUUGAACUAUGAAUACACUAAUACAACUAAAGUGUGCUUGAAUUAAUAUAAAGAUUAUUUAUGUCAGCAGAUAUAUUAGUUGAGUUGAUUGACAGAAAUGAUUCCAUACUGCAAAACCUUACUUUGAAAGAGCAGAGUUUGCCACUUUUACAUGAUUCCAUUAAAUUAUCAUUCCAUCAUCUACAUUAAGUGGUCUGUAAUUGUUUUUUAUGAUACAUUUAUUACCAUUUUACAUGUCAAACUCAACCAGUUUGAUAUUACUUUCAGAACUAACUGUGCGGUUGAGACUGGGAACCUGUUUGGAAAAUUUUACAUUUGAACAGAAGGAAAUUUUUUCCUUGAGCAGAUACGUUUAUGUGAUCAACCAUUCUUGUGUAAAAGCAAAUCUGAUCUCAUUUUUGCAAUGGUUAUGACUGAGAUUUAACAGAAAAUGUCUUAAUACUAACCUAAUUUUUUGAUUAUCCAUCUAUGUCAUCCAUGACAUAAUGUAAGGCUUACUAGUAAACCACAACAUUAAAUACCUGUUGAUUUAUUUUUCAUGUACAGUGAUUCACAGUGGUCUUUUAUCUGUGUGUGAGUGUGUGUUAAAGUUAGGAAUACUUAAAAUGGAUCUAUUAUAUCAAAUAAAUGAAAUAAUAAAAAUGUA
Molecule: messenger RNA, 2992 nt
Organism: Pimephales promelas (fathead minnow)
Lineage: Eukaryota; Metazoa; Chordata; Actinopteri; Cypriniformes; Leuciscidae
Gene: pgm2
Product: phosphoglucomutase 2
Biological process (GO): carbohydrate metabolic process; purine ribonucleoside salvage
Cellular component (GO): nucleus
Molecular function (GO): magnesium ion binding; phosphopentomutase activity
Source: RefSeq, a predicted model, not a curated record